AUGCACCGCACGCUCAUACGAUGCACCGCACGCUCAUACGCUGCACCGCCCGCUCAUACGCUGCACCGCACGCUCAUACGCUGCACCGCACGCUCAUACGCUGCACCGCACGCUCAAACGCUGCACCGCCCGCUCAUACGCUGCACCGCACGCUCAUACGCUGCACCGCACGCUCAUGCGCUGCACAGCACGCUCAUACGCUGCACCGCCCGCACAUACGCUGCACCGCCCGCUCAUACGCUGCACCGCCCGCCCAAACGCUGCACCGCCCGCUCAUAUGCUGCUCCGCCCGCUCAUACGCUGCAUCCCCCGCUCAUACGCUGCUGCCCCGCCCGCUCGUACGCUGCACCGCCCGCUCAUACGAGGCACCGGCCGCUCAUAUGCUGCACCGCACGCUCAUACGCUGCACCGCCCGCUCAUACGCUGCACCGCACGCUCAUACGCUGCACCGCACGCUCAUACGCUGCACCGCACGCUCAAACGCUGCACCGCCCGAUCAUACGCUGCACCGCACGCUCAUACGCUGCACCGCACGCUCAUACGCUGCACCGCACGCUCAUACGCUGCACGGCCCGCUCAUACGCUGCACCGCCCGCUCAUACGCUGCACCGCCCGCUCAUACGCUGCUGCUCCGCGCGCUCAUACGCUGCACCGCCCGCUCAUACGAUGCACCGCACGCUGACACGCUGCACCGCACGCUCAUACGCUGCACCGCCCGCUCAUACGCUGCACCGCACGCUCAUACGCUGCACCGCACGCUCAUACGCUGCACCACACGCUCAAACGCUGCACCGCCCGCUCAUACGCUGCACCGCACGCUCAUACGCUGCACUGCACGCUCACACGCUGCACCGCACGCUCAUACAAUGCACCGCACGCUCAUACGCUGCACCCCACGCUCAUACGCUGCACCGCCCGCCCAUACGCUGCACCGCCCGCUCAUACGCUGCACCGCCCGCUCAUACGCUGCACCGCACCACCGCACGCUCAUACGCUGCACCGCACGCUCAUACGCUGCACGGCACGCUCAUACACUGCACCGCCCGCUCAUACACUGCACCGCCCGCCCAUACGCUGCACCGCCCGCCCAUACGCUGCACCGCCCGCUCAUACGCUGCUCCGCCCGCUCAUACGCUGCACCGCACGCUCAUACGCUGCACCGCCCGCUCAUACGCUGCACCGCACGCUCAUACGCUGCACCGCACGCUCAUACGCUCAUACGCUGCACCGCCCGCUCAUACGCUGCACCGCACGUUCAUACGAUGCACCGCACGCUCAUACACUGCACCGCCCGCUCAUACGCUGCACCGCCCGCUCAUACGCUGCACCGCACGCUCAAACGCUGCACCGCCAACUAAUACGGUGGACCCCACGCUCAUACGCUGCACCGCACGCUCAUACACUGCACCGCCCGCUCAUACGCAGCACCGCACGCUCAUACGCUACACCGCACGCUCAUACGCUGCACGGCACGCUCAUACGCUGCACCGCACGCUCAUACGCUGCACCGCACGCUCAUACGCUGCACGGCACGCUCAUACGCUGCACCGCACGCUCAAACGCUGCAUUGCCCGCUCAUACGCUGCACCGCACGCUCAUACGCUGCACCGCACGCUCAUACGCUGCACCGCACGCUCAUACGCUGCACCGCACGCUCAUACGCUGCACGGCACGCUCAUACGCUGCACCGCCCGCUCAUAUCCUGCACCGCCCGCCCAUACGCUGCACCGCCCGCUCAUACGCUGCACCGCCCGCUCAUACGCUGCACCGCACGUUCAUACGAUGCACCGCACGCUCAUACACUGCACCGCCCGCUCAUACGCUGCACCGCCCGCUCAUACGCUGCACCGCCCGCUCAUACGUUGCAUCGCAAGCUCAUACGCUGCGCCGCCCUCUCAUACGCUGCGCCGCCCGCCCAUACGCUGCGCCGCCCGCUCAUACGCUGCACCGCCCGGCUCAUACGCUGCACAGCCCGGCUCAUACGCUGCACAGCCCGCUCUUACACUGCACAGCCUGCUCUUACGCUGCACCGCAUGCUCAUACGCUGCACCGCACCCUCAUACGCUGCUCCGAAAGUUCAUACUCUGCACCGCCCGCUCAUCAAUGCACCGCCCGCUCAUACGCUGCACUGCCCGCUCAUACGAUGCACCGCCCGCCCAUACGCUGCACCGCACGCUCAUAUGCUGCACCGCCCGCUCAUACGCUGCACCGCCCGCUCAUACGCUGCACCGCCCGCUCAUACGCUGCACCGCACGCUCAUACGCUGCACCGCCCUCUCAUACGCUGCGCCGCCCUCUCAUACGCUGA
Molecule: messenger RNA, 2307 nt
Organism: Closterium sp. NIES-65
Lineage: Eukaryota; Viridiplantae; Streptophyta; Zygnematophyceae; Desmidiales; Closteriaceae
Source: the annotation of a GenBank genome assembly